Molecule: messenger RNA, 4426 nt
Organism: Symphalangus syndactylus (siamang)
Lineage: Eukaryota; Metazoa; Chordata; Mammalia; Primates; Hylobatidae
Gene: CDK10
Product: cyclin dependent kinase 10
Biological process (GO): protein phosphorylation; regulation of mitotic cell cycle
Cellular component (GO): nucleus
Molecular function (GO): cyclin-dependent protein serine/threonine kinase activity; ATP binding
Source: RefSeq, a predicted model, not a curated record
UUAGGACCAGUUUGGGCCUUCUUUAUUGCUCAGGACAGUGGGACAAUUUGCUGAGAUCUGGGAGCCCCACCAUUCUCCAGAGAAUCUCUGAUCUCCUGAAACUUGGUUGAGGUCUUAGGUUUAUUUUGCGCACAACGCCUUUUCCUUUUCCGGUGUUUCACUUGCUUCCAACAAAGAAGGUGAGUUUUCCUGCUUCCAUGAUGAUGGGGAGCAGGAGACUUCCCUGGAGUUUCAGCUCGGAAACAUCUGGAGUUUUUCCUGAUUCCAGGAUGGGGGAGAGGAGUCUAAAGCCUGGGCCCCAUUCCUAGGUAAGUAGCUGAAUCGGGGUUCUGUCUUGGAAGUUCUCCUUAAUGACUAGAGCUAACAUUAACGACUGGCUGGUCUUCUUCUAUUAGCAUGCUCAGUAAGUGUAUACAUUGUGGGAUUGUUUGUUUUGCUUAACUGCUUUUUGUUUAUUUGCUUCUGUGUUUGCUGUUUUUGCUGUUUCAGUCUUUUUCCCGUUGGAUUUGAUGAAGUCUGUUAGACUUGGUCAAAUCUGAAGCAAACUUCCAAGUUGUAGGAAACAAGCCUCUGAAUUAGCUGAAUUCCCACAGCUGGGAAAAAGGAAAAAAAGCCAGAACAAGGGAAAAAUGAUUUUGACCACCUGAUGGGCUUUAUUUGCAUAACGAGGCCACCUUUUUCCAGCCAUGCCACACUCGAAGAGUAAGUGCCAUCACCUCACGCUGCAGUUCGGUAGGUAGAGUCCGCCAUUUUUCCACCAGGACAGCCCGGGUUUGGUUCCUACAUCCUUUCUGGUUUGAAAUUUGUGUUACUUUUGAAAUAUCAGCAAUUUGUCCCAGCUGAAAUAAGGUAGUGAGAUUUAAAGAUUUAAAAGGAUUUUCUUUUUUUUGAGAAGGAGUCUCACUCUGUCACCCAGGCUGGAGUGCAGUGGCACGUUCUCAGCUCACUGCAACCUCUGCUGCCCAGAUUCAGCCAUUCUCCUGCCUCAGCCUCCCAAGUAGCUGGGAUUACAGGCACCUGCCACCGCAUCCGGCUAAUUUUUGUAUUUUUAGUAGAGACGGGGUUUCACCAUCUUGACCAGGCUGGUCAUGAACUCCUGAUCUUGUGAUCCACCCUCCUUGGCGUCCCAAACUGCUGGGAUUACAGGCGUGAGCCACUGCGCUCAGUCAAGAGGAUUUUUAAGAGGGCUUAAUGGUCAAAAGUAAACUUAAGUAAAAGCUAAUAUCCGACAUAUUCCAACAUAGUAGCUUCAUUAAGUCCGUAUGCCACAUACACAUAUACAGACUCCUGUGUAGAAGAGAAGGCACCAGAUUCCUUUUUGGGGAGAAACUUCUGUUUUUCUUAUGGAACCCCAAGAGUGGAAACAGACACGUCCCUCUCAGAUGUUAAAUUGCUUGCUAUUGUGUUACCUGAUUUUUUUUUUCUAAAACAGUUGACACAGGACUUUUUGGGGUGCUGCUUCUCUAGCUGGAGGCCUCUGUGGCCGGUGGUGCCCCUAGCCGGGUCUCCUGGGCUCCAGGCUUGGCCCUGGAGUACCCCGCCCACCUAGCCCGGCCGAGGGAUCUGCGCUCAGCCCAUGGCUGGACCGCGCAUGCGCAAGCCGCUUCUGCCUUGAGCAUGGGAGUCUGGACAAGGGGAAUGUGGUGGCGCCCAAAACGUGGAGAUGCCAGGAACCGCAGAGCCCCAAGGGUGUCACAGCUCGAUUGCUCCCCGUGCCUGCAGUCUGGUGAGUGGGGAUGUGUUACAGUGUCAGCCCCCCAAGGAACCACAGAGCCCCAAGGGUGUCACAGCUCGAUUGUUCCUCGUGCCUGUGGUCUGGUGAGUGGGGAUGUGUUACAGUGUCAGCCCCCCAAGGAACCGCAGAGCCCCAAGGGUGUCACAGCUCGAUUGUUCCCCCUGCCUGCAGUCUGGUGAGUGGGAGUGUUACAUUGUCACUCCCCCGCUUUUUUUUUUUUGAGACGGAGUCUCCCUCUAUCGCCAGGCCAGAGUGCAGUGGCACAGUCUCAGCUCACUGCAACCUCCGCCUCCUGGUUUCAAACGAUUCUCCUACCUCAGCCUCCCAAGUAGCUGGAACUACAGCAAGUCCCAAAUUCUUCUCCUGUAUCCAAGAAGAAUGAAGUUAUGCAGACACCCGGAGGGUGAACAGGACAAAGUUUUGUUGAGCAACAGAACAGUUCUCAGUGAAGAGGGAAGCUGAGAGUCUGGCUCUGUUGCCCAGGCCAGAGCGCAGUGGCAUGAUCUUGGCUCGCUGCAACCUCCGCCUCCUGGGAUCAAGUGUUCUCCUGCCUCAGUUUCCUGAGUAGCUGGGAUUACAGGUGCCCGCCACCACACCUGGCUAAUUUUUGUAUUUUUAAUAGAGACAGGAUUUCACCAUGUUGGUUAGGCUGGUCUUGGAACUCUUGACCUCAUGAUCUGCCUGCCUCGGCCUCCCAAAGUUCUGGGAUUACAGGACAUAGAGACACUGCAUAUUUUACCAAGGCUUUGACUGGAAUGGCAUGCUUUCAAAUAUAAACAGACUGCUGUAAGGAAUCAAAGUUGACUUAUGGUGCCCAUCAAAGCCCUUGGGAAAACUGGCUUCAUACUGUAUCCACCCAGUGGAUUCUUCUUGCCCAGGUGGAGCCAGUGUAUCAAGCUGGGACGAUGCAGGAGUGUGAAGGAGUUUGAGAAGCUGAACCGCAUUGGAGAGGGUACCUACGGCAUUGUGUAUCGGGCCCGGGACACCCAGACAGAUGAGAUUGUUGCGCUGAAGAAGGUGCGGAUGGACAAGGAGAAGGAUGGCAUCCCCAUCAGCAGUUUGCGGGAGAUCACGCUGCUGCUCCGCCUGCAUCAUCCGAACAUCGUGGAGCUGAAGGAGGUGGUUGUGGGGAACCACCUGGAGAGCAUCUUCCUGGUGAUGGGUUACUGUGAGCAGGACCUGGCCAGCCUGCUGGAGAAUAUGCCAACACCCUUCUCGGAGGCCCAGGUCAAGUGCAUCGUGCUGCAGGUGCUCCGGGGCCUCCAGUAUCUGCACAGGAACUUCAUUAUCCACAGGGACCUGAAGGUUUCCAACUUGCUCAUGACUGACAAGGGUUGUGUGAAGACAGCGGAUUUCGGCCUGGCCCGGGCCUAUGGUGUCCCAGUAAAGCCAAUGACCCCCAAGGUGGUGACUCUCUGGUACCGUGCCCCUGAACUGCUGUUGGGAACCACCACACAGACCACCAGCAUCGACAUGUGGGUCAGCAGAGGUCUGGCUGCAGUGAGGUCCGCUGUUCCUCGCGCUGGCGGGGUCAGCAGACGCCUGGCUGCAGUGAGGUCCGCUGUUCUCUGCAGGGCUGUGGGCUGCAUCCUGGCUGAGCUGCUGGCCCACAGGCCCCUUCUCCCCGGCACUUCCGAGAUUCACCAGAUCGACUUGAUCAUGCAGCUGCUGGGGACGCCCAGUGAGAACAUCUGGCCGGGUUUUUCCAAGCUGCCGCUGGUCGGCCAGUACAGCCUCCGGAAGCAGCCCUACAACAACCUGAAGCACAAGUUCCCGUGGCUGUCCGAGGCCGGGCUGCGCCUGCUGCACUUCCUGUUCAUGUACGACCCUAAGAAAAGGGCGACAGCCGGGGACUGCCUGGAGAGCUCCUACUUCAAGGAGAAGCCCCUACGUGAGUGUGCAGGGUUCCUGACUCGCUCUGCAGGGCAUGGCUGGGCCCUACCCUGUGAGCCGGAGCUCAUGCCGACCUUUCCCCACCACCGCAACAAGCGGGCCGCCGCGGCCACCUCCGAGGGCCAGAGCAAGCGCUGUAAACCCUGACGGUGGGCCUGGCACACACGUGUAUUCCCACACCAGGUCUUCUGAUCGGCGGUGUCCGUGAAGGGUGCCGCGAGCCAGGCUGACCAGGCGCCUGGGAUCCAGCUCAUCCCCUUGGCUGGGACCAUCCUCCACUGACCCUCCCACUGUCUGCCCUGAACCCACUGCUGCCCACAGAAAAAGGCCGGGUGACGCUGGGGGGCUCCCAGCCGUGCACCCUGGAAGGGGCAGGUCUGGCGGCUCCAUCCGUGGCCGCAGGGGUCUCCCGUGGUGGUCCUCGCUGUGUUGGAAAUGUGCAACCACUGCUUGGGAGGAGUGGUGGGUGCAGUCCCCCUGCUGUCUUUUGAGUUGUGGUGGACGCUGGCCUGGGAUGAGUGGACCCAGAAGACCUUCGUAUCCCCUCUCAGUCGCUGUCCCGUGCAUGGGUCAUCUGUGGUGACCCCAGGUGGGCCUGGCAGGACUCCAGAUGAGGACAAGAGGGACAAGGUGUGAGGUAGGAGCCACAACUGAGGAUGCCCGGAGACCACCAGGAGAGCCCUGGGCUGGAGGCUGAGCUGCAUCCCUGCUCCCCACAUGGAGGACCCAACAGGAGGCCGUGGCUCUGAUGCUGAGUGAAGCUAUAGGCUCUUGUUGGAUAAAAGCUUUCUUAACAGA